Brassica napus (rape) is the source of this 3162-nucleotide messenger RNA. RefSeq lists its product as uncharacterized. Bases 189 to 2885 code for a protein of 898 amino acids. The record is from RefSeq and is a predicted model, not a curated record. Gene Ontology annotation, biological process: intracellular monoatomic cation homeostasis. The transcript has 18 exons. Gene Ontology annotation, cellular component: mitochondrial inner membrane. NCBI's taxonomy places the organism in Eukaryota, Viridiplantae, Streptophyta, Magnoliopsida, Brassicales, Brassicaceae.
AUCUGAUUGGGUACCGUCUGCAAAGAAGAAGUCCCUGGGUCCAUCUGCUGUGAGUGAAGUUUCGGACCUCCACGUCUCCGGAUAAAGAUCCACGUCGUGACACGUCAUCAUCUCCUUCGUUCGGCUCCUCUUAAUCAAAUAUUCUCCAAUUCGUCUCCAAACCAAAACUCCGGAAGCUUUCAUGGUAGAUGGCGGUUAAGCUACAUCGACCGGGUCUUAUAUCGCCAACCUAUUCAAACCCUUGUCUAUCGCGGAUGUCCAUUGGAACUUUUAUAUCCUGCAGAAGAGUGGUGGAGUUGGAUUACACAUCGAACUUCUCCGGGAACUCGAGUAGACGGUUGUUUGUAACCUACGAUGUUCUGGAGAGUAGGAGCUACUGUUUUCGUAGGAGAUCGUUUGGAAACAAGAAUAUAAGAGGGUAUAAAUUGCGGAGGAGAAUGCGGCCUUUUCUCCUUGCAUCAUCUUCUGACGACGGUGUGGCUGUUAAUGGGACUCCCCAGCCGAGAGCUAGCGAUGAUGUUGAGGAGAUGAGGGCUAAGCUCAGUGGAUCUCUACAAGAUGAGUACAACUGUGAUGAACUCAUUCAGUCUUUGCAUGAUGCUGCCAGAAGUUUUGAACUUGCACUUAAAAAGAAGAUUUCCUCUUCCAAAUUACCGUGGUUUUCAGCAGCUUGGUUGGGAGUCGAUAGAAACGCGUGGGUUAAGACAUUUUCUUAUCAGGCUUCCGUGUAUUGCUUACUACAAGCUGCAAAUGAGGUUUCAUCUAGAGGAAACAACAGAGACAAUGAUCUUAAUGUCUUUGUGCAAAGGAGUUUAUCACGCCUAGCUGCUCCCCUUGAUAGCAUGAUGCGGGAUAAACUAUCUUCCAGUCAUCCUGAAGCCAACGAAUGGUUUUGGUCUGACCAAGUUCCUCCUGCUGUGACAUCUUUUGUGAGUUGUUUUGAGGGGGACCAACGAUUUGUUGCUGCUACUUCUGCCUACGCCAAAGGCAAGUCCUCAGCUGCAAGCAAUGAGACUGAAGUGUCACUUCUCAUGCUUGUGCUCAAUUGCAUUGCCGCAGUCACGAAACUUGGCCCAACAAAACUUUCGUGCCCGCCCUUCUUUUCUUUGAUUCCGGAUACUACAGGAAGAUUGAUGGACAAAUUUGUUGACUUUGUUCCACUCCCUCAGGCCUAUCAUUCAAUGAAAAGCCUCGGUCUGCGCAGAGAAUUUCUUGUUCACUUUGGACCACGAGCAGCAGCCUGCAGAGUAAAAAGUGAUUGUCCUACAGAUGAGGUUGUCUUCUGGGUUGAUCUUAUACAAAACCAACUGCUUCGAGCUAUUGACCGGGAGAAAAUAUGGUCAAGAUUAACAACGUCUGAAAGUAUCGAGGUUUUGGAAAGAGAUUUAGCUAUUUUUGGAUUCUUCAUUGCCUUAGGCAGGAGCACACAGUCUUUUUUAGCUGCAAAUGGUUUUGAUGCGCUGGAGAAUCCUAUGGAAGACCUUGUCAGGCACUUCAUUGGGGGCAGUCUCCUCCAAUAUCCUCAACUUUCAGCCAUCAGUUCGUACCAGUUGUAUGUAGAGGUUGUCUGUGAAGAACUAGAGUGGCUCCCUUUCUAUCCAAAUAAAAAGGACUCGCAGGCAGCCAAACAAGCACAUGGGCAUAAAAACAGACCAGAAGGGCCACCCAAUUAUGAUGCUCUUCCUCAAAUAUUGAAUGUUUGCUCUUAUUGGCUACAGAGCUUUAUUAAAUACAGCAAAUGGCCAGAAAAUCCUUCUAACGUCAAGGCAGCAAAAUUCUUAUCCACUGGGCACAAGAAGCUAAUUCAGUGCAAGGAAGAACUGGGGAUAUCAAGUUUGGCAGUAACAGAAGCAGGAUUUGUUGACAUGAAUGCAUUAUCAACUGAAGAGUCAAGCUCAUUUGACAAGGCUCUAGAGAGUGUAGAUGAAGCUCUCGUGAGACUGGAAAGCUUGCUACAGCAGUUGCAUGCGUCAAGCUCAUCCUCUGGAAAGGAACAAAUAAAAGCUGCUUGCUCUGACCUAGAGAAAAUAAGGAAGCUCAAGAAAGAGGCCGAAUUUUUAGAGGCGUCUUUCAGAGCCAAAGCAGCUUCCCUGCAAGAGGGAGGUGGUGACAGCAACUCCCAGGUGUCCUCUGAGGAACAAAAACAGAAUCUAAAAGGAAAAGACACAAAGAAUUCAAUUAGCUCUGUAGAUCAAGGCACAAGUAGGAGUCGUGGAUUCUGGGGUUUCUUUGAGCGCCCUCCAAGGAAGAAGCCUGCCCCCAAGGUAGAUGAAUAUACUGAGAGGUCCAGAGAAAACGUAGAUAGCGUUGAUUCCGAAUCCAGUGAGAUUUAUCGGUUCGAACUUCUAAGGAAUGAACUGAUAGAGCUGGAGAAGCGGGUCCAAGGAAGUACAGAUGAGUCGGUAGAGGAAGAGGGAAAAACCUCUGGUGAUCCUACUCCGAAAUCAAGCAGUAGUAUGAAAGGUGUGGAGUUGGUUCAAAGCUCAAAGAAAGAAAGCGUCAUUGAGAAAACACUCGACCAAAUUAAAGAAACAAGCACAGACGUGUGGCAAGGUACGCAGCUUCUUGCAUUUGAUUCAGCUGCCGCUAUGGAGCUGCUUCGGAGGUCUGUAAUAGGAGAUGAAUUAACAGAGAAAGAAAAGAAAGCUCUGCGCAGAACUAUUACUGACUUGGCAUCAGUUGUUCCCAUUGGUGUUCUUAUGCUUCUUCCUGUCACAGCAGUGGGUCAUGCGGCUAUGCUUGCCGCAAUUCAAAGAUAUGUACCAGGCUUGAUACCUUCGACCUACGGACCAGAAAGGUUGAACCUAUUAAGACAGCUGGAGAAGGUCAAGCAAAUGAAAAAUGAAACAGAGCCUGAGGAAGGCAUCGAUGAAGCAGAAUCAUGAACAGAUUCAAGAUGCAAAAAAUCAGUUUAUACAUCACCUUGUUCUAUAUAAUUUAUUGACAAGAGAGGUGUGCAUAGAGAAUCUCAUUCCAUAUGUGUCUGUGUACGCCUGGUAGGCACCAGUGGCUGCAGUCCUGAGGAGCAUCAACAAACAGGAGUACCACUUGAGAACCAUCUUACCUAUAAUCUCUGUCAGAUACGUAAAAUGUUGAGAAACUUAAAACCUUACUAUGUUGAUAUCUCAUAUCAUAGAUAUAUAUCUAUUGCGAGUUGUAUCA